Messenger RNA from Silurus meridionalis, 1104 nucleotides. RefSeq lists its product as uncharacterized. The record is from RefSeq and is a predicted model, not a curated record. The transcript is spliced from 6 exons. Lineage: Eukaryota; Metazoa; Chordata; Actinopteri; Siluriformes; Siluridae. Bases 163 to 969 code for a protein of 268 amino acids.
UGUGAGAGAGAGAGAGAGAGAGAGAGAGAGAGAGGUGUAUAUAUGAAUAUAUGCACACACAAAAUAAGCAUGAGGACAUUUUAUGGCCCAGGUGCUGAUAUCUCUGUAUCGUAGUUUAACUUUGGACCAGUCACGUGGUUCGACUCAGCCUGAGCGCACAUCAUGAAGUUUGUAAAGCUUUUUGGACGCUUAAAGUCAAACAUCAUUGGAAUGAUCCAUGUUGGAGCUUUACCAGGUACGCCAUUACACAAAUCUGCAGUUCCUGAGCUCAUCGAUGAGGCAUGUAGAGAAGCAGAGCUUUAUCACCAAGAGGGAGUAGACGGGUUGCUGAUUGAGAACAUGCAUGAUGUUCCAUAUGUCUGUGAGUCAGGGCCGGAGGUGUGCGCGGUGAUGACUGCUGUCUGCUCUGCAGUGAAGAAACUUCGACCGGCGUUUCCUGUUGGUGUGCAGGUUCUAGCAGCCAAUAAUCAUACAGCACUGGCCAUUGCCCUAGCCUCCAGGCUGGACUUUAUCCGAGCAGAGGGUUUUGUGUUUUCUCACGUGGCUGAUGAAGGCCUGAUGAAUGCAUGUGCCGGUGAACUGCUUCGAUAUCGCAAACACAUCGGAGCAGAACACGUUCAGAUAUUUACUGACAUAAAGAAGAAACACAGUGCUCAUGCGCUUACAGCUGAUGUGUGCAUUGCUGAGACAGCGAGGGCAGCUGAGUUUUUCCUCUCUGAUGGAGUGGUGAUCACUGGACCUUCAACUGGUGUUCAUACAAAUCCACAGGAACUGAAUGAUGUAAUGCAAUCAGUCCAAAUCCCGGUUCUGAUCGGUUCUGGAGUGACUCACAAUAACGUGGAAGAUUAUCUGCAGGCAAAUGCACUGAUCAUCGGCUCACAUUUUAAAAUCGGCGGGCGCUGGGAAAACAGUGUUGAUCCUGACAGAGUGAAGAGAUUUAUGGAGAAAAUCCACAAACUUCGCAACUGACAAAAAAAAUAAAAAAAUAAAUGUAUAUUUAAAAUAUAACAGCUUAUAAUUUAUACAUGAAGAAAGACUUGUUUAAUAGUAGUUUAAUGUUUAAUAUUAAAUCUAUUAUCUAUUAUAAUCUAUUAUAAUCUAAAU